Messenger RNA from Suillus discolor, 1215 nucleotides. RefSeq lists its product as uncharacterized. The transcript is spliced from 12 exons. NCBI's taxonomy places the organism in Eukaryota, Fungi, Basidiomycota, Agaricomycetes, Boletales, Suillaceae. The record is from RefSeq and is a predicted model, not a curated record. Gene Ontology annotation, molecular function: FAD binding. The coding region runs from base 1 to 1215 and encodes 404 amino acids.
AUGUCUGCACCUCAGCUGAAUUCCUUGCCGUUAGGUUGGCGCCGGGCCAGUGGGUCUGGUAGCUCCAAAACGCCACGCUCCCUCGAACUCUACAACUUCCUGGACGUUUCAGAAGUUAAUAGUCGGGGAAAAUCAGCCCUUCUCGUCCGUUCAUACAAGCCUGGCACGUUGGAACCUCUGCAAGACUUAUCGAUACUCCUGGAUGUGAUUCUGCGACGCCAUCUGCAGAAGUUCUCUUGUUCUGUUGAGAUGGACACCGGGCUGCGCUCAUUCGAACAGUCCGAUGAGGGUGUCACUACUAUUCUAGCAAACAACGGCAUAUCAGAGACUUUUGACACCAAGUGGAUCAUCGGCGCAGUUCAAUGUGGCUUUGAAGGUAUCGUGCGCAAGCAACUUGGGCUCACAUUUUUAGGCGAGACUAGAGACGACACCCGGGUUGUGACUGGAGAUAUCUGCUUGAUAGGCGUUGGUCUCGAUAGAAUGCAUUGGCACCGAUUUGGAAACUUCCUUGAAGGGGCCAAUGUGCGGAUGGUGAAUAAGUUUGGCGAGGGUCGAGUGUUCGUUGCGGGCGGUAUGGGACUCGAUUCAGGUGUACAAGAUGCAUUCAAUCUAGGAUGGAAACUUGCGCUUGUUCAAAAAGGGAUCGCUAACAAAUCUCUUCUCGAGACAUACAGUGCCGAGCGUCUUCCUGUGAUCUCAGAGAUGCUCGAGACGAACAUCGUCGUACUCGAUGGAUUCGUGGCUUCAGUGAAGCCUAUCAACGCAUAUGGAGUGCUUGACGAGGGGAACCUGGAGGCUGAUGACAGGGCACCUGAUACACCCAAUAUACUGCAGGUGGGGCGCGCCGAGCCUGACGCGACGACGCUUUUUGGUUUGUACAGACCCUGGUACCACACAAUACCUGUAUUUGCGCCGAGUCUCGCUGAUGCUACCCCGAUCUUGGGUGCACUGGAGGCAUACGACAAAAGUGUCGUACGAUUGGCAGUCGUUCUGCCAUCGUCGGCAUCAGUGACGCCUGUCGCAUCUCCUAUUGACCUCAUUGACCGAGAAGGCUAUGCUUGUUCGGCUUACCUCGUGGAAUUUGGCCAGACGAAAGUGUUUGUGAUACGGCCGAAUGGAGUUAUUGGGGCGAUAGUCCAUGGUGCAGAAGGCGUGCAUCAGGGAAACCCCGCCGAUGUGAAGAAGUAUUUCUCAAAAAUAUUUUUCGAUACGUAG